Messenger RNA from Schistosoma turkestanicum, 180 nucleotides. The record is from the annotation of a GenBank genome assembly. Lineage: Eukaryota; Metazoa; Platyhelminthes; Trematoda; Strigeidida; Schistosomatidae.
GUUUAUGACUUGUUUUUGAAACUGAAGGGAACAAUAAUUCAUUCGUUAUCAUCGAAGUCAUGGACUAGUGCAGAUAAACGAAACAGCGCUAUUGACAUGAUAAGGAAAACUGAAUAUUCAGCAAUAAAUAUGGAUAAUUUUAACACUCAAAUCAAAGCGUUCUAUGAGAUAAUAGAUAAA